CCGGCCGCGUCCUUCGCCCCGCCACUCCCUCUACCUCUAAAGCAAGCGUCCCCCCCGCCGCCUUUCUGUCCCGGUGGCCGCUGAGCCCCAGGGUCGGUUAGCAGGGGCCAGGCGGGACGCCUCUGAGGAUAGCACCGCGGCCCUAGCGCACCCGGGUGGCGCCACUGCGCGCGCGGGGCAGCUGCGGGCGACGGGGACGCGCGGAGGGGACCCGGCCGGGGGCGCCUUGGAAGGGCAGCGGCGAGGGGCGCGGCGCCCCCGGAAGCUGGGGUAGAGGCGCCCGGGCGCGAUGCGGUGAGGGGACAGGGACGCGGCGGUGGCGAUGAGUGCCUCUGCGGCCACCGGGGUGUUCGUGCUGUCCCUCUCGGCCAUCCCGGUCACCUACAUCUUCAACCACCUGGCAGCCCAGCACGAUUCCUGGACCAUUGUUGGGGUUGCUGCCCUCAUCCUGCUCCUGGUGGCCCUUUUGGCUCGGGUCCUCGUCAAAAGAAAACCACCACGGGACCCUCUGUUCUACGUGUAUGCGGUGUUUGGAUUUACCAGCGUGGUGAACCUCAUCAUAGGCCUGGAGCAAGACGGCAUCAUCGAUGGGUUUAUGACCCACUACCUGAGAGAGGGCGAACCGUAUCUGAACACGGCCUAUGGGCACAUGAUCUGCUACUGGGAUGGCUCUGUUCAUUACCUGAUGUACCUGGUGAUGGUGGCCGCCAUAGCAUGGGAGGAAAGCUAUAGAACCAUUGGCCUAUACUGGGUCGGAUCCAUUAUAAUGAGCAUUGUGGUUUUUGUGCCUGGAAACAUUGUAGGAAAAUAUGGAACACGAAUUUGCCCUGCAUUUUUCUUAAGCAUACCAUAUACAUGUCUUCCAGUCUGGGCUGGCUUCAGAAUCUAUAAUCAGCCAUCAGAAAACUAUAAUUAUCCCUCAAAGGUUCUCCAAGAAGCCCAAGCAAAGGCCCUGCUAAGAAGACCAUUUGACUUAAUAUUGGUUGUGUGUCUUUUAUUGGCAACUGGAUUUUGCCUGUUCAGAGGUUUGAUUGCUUUGGAUUGCCCAGCUGAGCUCUGCCGACUCUACACACAGUUUCAAGAGCCCUACCUAAAGGACCCUGCUGCUUAUCCUAAAAUUCAGAUGCUGGCAUACAUGUUCUAUUCUGUCCCUUACUUUGUGAUUGCACUUUAUGGAUUAGUGGUCCCUGGAUGUUCAUGGAUGCCUGAUAUAACGCUGGUCCACGCUGGAGGUCUAGCUCAGGCUCAGUUCUCUCACAUCGGUGCUUCCCUUCAUGCGAGAACUGCUUAUGUCUACAGAGUCCCUGAAGAAGCGAAAAUCCUUUUUUUAGCGUUAAACAUAGCCUAUGGAGUUCUUCCUCAGCUCUUGGCCUAUCGUUGCACCUACAACCCUGAGUUCUUCCUAAGAACAAAGGCAGAUGAAAAGGUGGAGUAAACAUACCUCACGUCCUUUCUGAGCCUGUUAAUGGAACUCUACUUUUCUUCCCUUCCAUACAUGAAUACUCAUGAACAAUUCACAUUCUUGCUCUGCAGCUUAUUUUCUCUGUGAGUGAAAAUAAUAUUAUUGUGUGGGCACAUUUUCAUUUUUGAAGGGAAACUGAAGUUGAGAAACAGCUUGUUUAAAAAAAAAGUAUCAAAAUUUUUUUGUGAAUGUGAUCAUUGAUUUUAACAUUGUUUGCACAUAUUAUGUGUGAAAAUUACAACUCUAGUGCCUAAAAAAAAAAAAGCACAAAAUGAAACUCUUCAGAAGUGACUAACCAUAUUCACUAUGCAUAGGAAAUAAUUCAAAACAGCAAUUAUAGGUUGGAGAGAUAACUUCUUCAUAUGAAAUGUAUGCGUCAUUGACAAUCUUAAUAUACACACCAGAUCAUCAGGAUAUUUUUAAGUUGUCUAAAGUGUCUUCAACAAGGAAAACAUAUUAUUUAUUGCUGUCAAAACUUUUAUUAUGAAUUUAAAUAGUUAAAAUGACACAAAUCAACUUCAUUAGUUGCCUUAAUGAACAAUUGUUUUACUGGUGGCUGGCAAUAAUUUUCUUGUGUUUCUGUGUAUAUCUUCAAUAAAAUUAUUUUUGGUGUUUUAUAAAGAUAAACUUUAUUAACUUUGAAGCAUUUCAUGUAUACAUUUUUUCAUGACAAAUUUUGAACUUUUAUUUAAGAAACCUGUGCCAGGUGGUGGCAGCACACGCCUUUAAUCCUAGCACUUGGGAGGCAGAGGCUGGCAGAUCUAUGAGUUUGAGGCCAACCUGGUCUACAGAGAAGGUUCCAGGACAACCAGGGCUACAGAGAAACCCUGUCUCAAAAAACAAAACCAAACCCUGUUAUAUGUCCCAAUUUAAAAUGUUAUAUACAUUCUCCAUAUGUUUUACUGUAAUCAAUGGCCUUUUGAUGAAUUUCAUUAAUUUUAAAAUAAAAUACUAAAAACCUGA
Psammomys obesus (fat sand rat) is the source of this 2425-nucleotide messenger RNA. RefSeq names its product transmembrane 6 superfamily member 1 (gene Tm6sf1). Bases 323 to 1435 code for a protein of 370 amino acids. The transcript is spliced from 10 exons. Gene Ontology annotation, cellular component: lysosomal membrane. NCBI's taxonomy places the organism in Eukaryota, Metazoa, Chordata, Mammalia, Rodentia, Muridae. The record is from RefSeq and is a predicted model, not a curated record.